AUGCGGUGCCCGACGGCGGGGCAGCUGCUGUUGUUCCCGGCUGUUGUUUGUGCGGGCAGCCCUCACAAUGACCAAGCGGUCUUCCAGCCCAGUGCCGGCCUCUUCAGCGGCAGGUCCUUUGACACCGCGCUGAAAGUUCCCCGCCCGCCUGCGGGCUGGAUCACUCAGCGCGUCGUCCUCGAAGUGCCACAGGGGAUCGAGGACGUGAGGCCUGAGACCAAGCCGGGUUGGUCCGCGUUCCGCGCUCCCGGAGUGAUGGUCUUCGAGUCCUCGGACUCGGCCGAGACGGCGCUAGAGUUUCAGCUGCGACUUCGGGCGGGCUGCGAAUUCGCGAAUGGUUCGCAGGCAGUCGAAUUGUCCGGGAUGCGGGUGCUGCUCUGGCGCAUGGUGCAGCACCUGCGCGGCGAGGGGGCGGGAAACAGCUCCGCCGCGGACGCCUCGGAUACUUUGCAGUGGACGCCCUGGACUUCAGUGACUUCCAGCUCUACCUGCGGCGGAAUGAAGGGGAUGAUCUGGCUUGGCCGCUUCGUGCCGCCGGAAGAGGGGCUUGCCAAGGCCUCCGACCAGAAGAGGGUCGUUGGCAUCGAAGAGGAUCGGACCUUCGACGGUUCCGACUAUCGCCGGCAUGACCAUUCUGCUGACCACAGGAAGGGCGGAAUGCGAGGAGGCCAUGCAGGCAUGGUCUUUGGCAGCCCAAACCCCGGCGAUCAGAAGGUCCAAGUGCACCAGUGGCGAAAGAUCCAGGAGGCGAUCGGCACACUGGGCCUUGUUAUGUUCAUCGUCCUUCUGGGUUCCGUUGCGUUGGCUGUGGCCAUGGCUUUCUGGGCGAAGCUGCUUUUCUUUACCAGCACGGCGCGCCAGGCGCUCCUCAAGGACCGCUACUCGCCUGCUGCCACGGAGAUCGUGGACGAGCCAGUGCCAAGCGCCGACGAGGAUUUGGCAGAUGCGCAGACGAUUGGCAGAAGGCGGUGA
Symbiodinium sp. CCMP2592 is the source of this 972-nucleotide messenger RNA. Lineage: Eukaryota; Dinophyceae; Suessiales; Symbiodiniaceae. The record is from the annotation of a GenBank genome assembly.